This is a messenger RNA of Sipha flava (yellow sugarcane aphid), 852 nucleotides long. RefSeq names its product acanthoscurrin-1-like. The transcript has 4 exons. The record is from RefSeq and is a predicted model, not a curated record. Lineage: Eukaryota; Metazoa; Arthropoda; Insecta; Hemiptera; Aphididae. Bases 9 to 722 code for a protein of 237 amino acids.
AGAACACCAUGUACUCGAGAGCAACGCAAGCCGUGUGGCUUUUGGCCAUCGUUACAAACCAUGUUAUGUGUCAAGAUAAAUCGGGAAAUAGUGGUGGCGGCGGCGGCGGCGGUGGAGGUGGCAGCGGCGGUGGUGGUUCCGGGUCCGGAGGAUCUGGUAGUCAUGGAUCAGGAUCCGGAGGAUCUGGCAGUCAUGGAUCAGGAUCCGGUGGUUCCGGAUCCGGAGGAUCUAGCAGUCAUGGAUCAGGAUCCGGUAGUCAUGGAUCAGGAUCUGGUAGUCAUGGAUCAGGAUCCGGCAGCAGCGGAGGUGAGGGAUCCGGGUCUGGUGGCGCCAACAUGGGCUCGCAGAUGUUCUCUAUAGGCGGCAUGAACGGUAUGCAACUCCCGUUUCCUUUUUUCCCGCCAUUCGCAUGCGACUUGGAAUGUGUGCCGUAUCAAUUGCAAGUCGUCCAACAACAGAUGCAGCAACCGCCGAAAACGACGACACAAGCACCAACGACACAUCCGCCGACGACCAUGAAACCCGUGAUAACGACGCCGGUGACUACGUACACGCAAACGACGUACAUGAUGUACCCGAACUGGUGUCAAGGCUGGUGCAGAUUUUUCUAUAAACCACAGCCGCCGGUGUACUACCAGCCGAAUUGCCUGUUGUUCUCGUGGAUGGGAUUAGGAAUGCAAAGCGGCAUGGGAAUGGGGAUGAAUGGAGGCAUGGGAAUGUAGGCACAAACCGUGCGAAGAGUACCCCGCGAGCGGCCAACCCGUUUACGGGACCGUCGCAUUAAUUUAUUAACUUUUGUACACUUGCACCUAUUGAUAUGGCAAUAAAAGAAAAAAGAACAAUUUUAAAUAA